AUGGUUGAUUCACGACAAUGGUGGUUACAUUUUCUCCUGGCAGGUCUGAUCUGGUCUGUGGCAACUCGAGCUGAUAUUAACUGUUAUAAUCCUGAUGGGUCACAAGCGCCCGAUGAUGUACCUUGUACUUCAGAUUCAACCACAUUUUGCUGCAGCAAAGGCGAUGUGUGCAUGUCAAACGGACUAUGCUAUCUGCAGGGCAAGCGCGGCUUUGUGCUUUCGCGCGCAAGCUGCACUGAUCGGAGCUGGAACUCGUGUGGCUCUUACACAUAUUGCAUGCCCUAUAAUAAAGGUUCGGGGUUUCCGAUCGUCUCCGCUCAAUAUAAUGGAAGCAGCACCAUUCACUGCUGCGGCACAGCAAAUUGGGAGGAUGGCACCGUCAAUUGUGGCAACUUCAAAUCGGUUGAAGUACCGCAUGGCACAGCUAUCGCUGGUGUCGCUGGGCUCUCUGCGGCCUCUUCAGUAACUGCGACUUCGUCUCCUGGCUCAUCUACCUCCGCCCCAACAUCAACAUCCAAUCCUACAAGCGACAGCGGGUCAAAUGCCAAGCGUGAGGCAGCUAUCGGGGCAGGGGUUGGUGUACCACUGGGUGUGAUUGCGCUCGCAUCUAUAGCAUGGGCCCUUUGGGAGAGACGAGCACGUGUCAAAGCUCUGUCACAGCCAAUAAGUGCGCCGGCACCGAUGAACCAACCUUUCUUUCACCAGCCAGGAACACCCCGUCCUCCUGUGGAAUUAGGUGCUUCUGAUGUGUCAGAGUUGGGGAACGGAGAGACCCCCAAGCCUCCAGGCUCCACACGGACAUAA
This is a messenger RNA of Penicillium antarcticum, 804 nucleotides long. RefSeq lists its product as uncharacterized. The coding region runs from base 1 to 804 and encodes 267 amino acids. The record is from RefSeq and is a predicted model, not a curated record. The transcript has 2 exons. Lineage: Eukaryota; Fungi; Ascomycota; Eurotiomycetes; Eurotiales; Aspergillaceae.